AUGUCGAGUGUUACAAGCAGUGGUAUUACUUCAAGUAUUCAAGUUCGAGAUGAAGAUGAAAAUUACGAUUUAAUAGAAACGUUAAAUAAAUCAGGAGUUUCGGUGGUAUCAACUAAAAAUCGUUUUUCAAAGCCGGCAUUUGAGUACGAACUAGGAAAAGUUUCGGAAUCGUUGAGGAAAAACGGAGUUGAAUUAAUUAUAAAGAGUAUUUGUUUAGUUGGAGGAUCACUUAAAUAUGCCGUUCGAAUUGGCGAUAUUAAACUGGUCAAACUGCGGAUUCGCCAAGGUGUAAAUGUUAAUAGUUCAGGACGAAAAGGCAGUUCUCCUCUACACCUAGCAGCAUGGUAUGGACAUCCCAAGAUCAUUAAGCUUCUUAUUAAUAAUGGAGCACGUCUUGAUUCUGUAUUAAAUGGACCAAUAAAAAAUGGAUUUACGCCGCUACAUCUUGCAUGCUUAAAUAAUAAAGUUAAGUGUGUCAAAGUUCUAUUAAAAUAUGGAGCUAGUGUUACCCCAAAAUGCGCCGAUGUUCACCAUCCAAUCCACAUCGCUGUGUUUAAGAACUAUGUUAAAAUAGCGGCGUUGCUUUUGGACAAUGGCGCAGACGUAAAUCUACGAUUUAACAAUAAAUUCUUUCAUAAUAAAUGGGACCAACCAAUUUUUUGGAAGGACAUGGAUUUAACGCUGUUACACUGCUCGAUUGCUCGAAAAGACGACGAAAUGACAGCAUUAUUGUUGGAGCAUAGAGCUGAUAUUCAUUUAAAUACAAGGUCGAAUAAAACAUCAUUGAUGCAUGCUGUUGAAGCAAAUGAUCCCAAGUUAGUUGAAUCAUUUUUGGCGAAAGGCGCGAAUCCCAACGAUCGAGAUAUUUAUGGUGAACCAGUAUUGUUUUACCUGGUCGUAAAUGCCAAUAAUCAAUCUAUUUAUUAUAGUAGACAAGAAUUUUAUUCUGAUUUAAAGAAAUUGAAAAUAAUAGAACUUUUAUACGCUGCUGGAGCUGACGUCAAUGUGAAAUUUGGAUCAAACAAAUCUUAUGAUUCACUUGUUCACUACACGUGUAUGUAUGGACAUCUAUCGGUCACCGGAUUUAUACUUCUUGAGACCAAUUUCGAUUGUAGGAACAUUAAUUAUGCAGAAAUAUUUAACUGGGUCGGAUCAAAUCCAGCUCAGAAGAACAUUAAAGAUGCCGAGAGAAUAAUAGCAGCGGGUCAUUUACUAAAAUGUGGUAAAAAUAUUGAAAGUAUAAACAGUGAUGUUGUGACUUUUUCGGCAUUGUGUUUACAAACAUCUCAUCUGAAAGAAAAACCUCACGAAAUUGAGGGAUCAGUAUCAAAAUCUAAAAAAAUUUUAAGUCUAAAAUGCUCAUGCAAGGCUGGCAAAGGAACACAAUGUAAACAUGUAGUAGCUGCUUUAUUAUAUUGUUACCGGAAAGGAAAUCAACUAGAUCAAGAAAAAAUUGUUAAAGAAUAUAAUUCAACACCAAUCCUCCAGCAUGCUUGUUUUUCAAAGGUAAAACGUAAAUAUGUAAGUAGCCAAAAUGUAACAGAAGACCCGGUAGCUGCGAAUAAUUCUUUAAGUCAGCAAGAUGCUGAUGAAGAUCUUGAUGAUGUUUACGAAGGUGAAGUCUAUGAAGAAGUUGUUUCUACGAGUGUUAUAAAACGCAAGUGUCCAGAAUGGAUCGACGUAAAAAAGCUUACUGAAGAUGAAAAAAAGCUAAUAGUUGAAAAAGUUCGGACUAGAUUGAAAGACUCGGCGUUUUCUAAGCAUUAG
This is a messenger RNA of Microplitis demolitor, 1767 nucleotides long. RefSeq names its product ankyrin-3-like. Gene Ontology annotation, biological process: positive regulation of transcription by RNA polymerase II. Gene Ontology annotation, cellular component: nucleus. Gene Ontology annotation, molecular function: zinc ion binding; transcription cis-regulatory region binding; protein binding. The transcript has 4 exons. The record is from RefSeq and is a predicted model, not a curated record. NCBI's taxonomy places the organism in Eukaryota, Metazoa, Arthropoda, Insecta, Hymenoptera, Braconidae. Bases 1 to 1767 code for a protein of 588 amino acids.